Molecule: messenger RNA, 2037 nt
Organism: Benincasa hispida (wax gourd)
Lineage: Eukaryota; Viridiplantae; Streptophyta; Magnoliopsida; Cucurbitales; Cucurbitaceae
Product: plant/protein, putative (DUF3411)
Biological process (GO): plant organ development
Cellular component (GO): chloroplast inner membrane
Source: RefSeq, a predicted model, not a curated record
CGGCUAUCCUUAAUCAAUCCAUUAUAAACCCCUUUCUCCACCUACAGCUUUUUCUCCUUUUCAUUCUCUCUCUCUAAAUUCCUCAUUUCAUAGAGAGAUUGAGAAUCAGAAUUCAGAAUCCUUCAUCUUCUUCCUCUUUUUCCGUGAUUCAAUCUCGAUGAGCAUUUAGAGAACAAACGGGAUUCGAUUCAGUGUCAUCCACAGCCGAAUAUGUCUCAUGCGGUGUUUCAAACGGCUCAAAUCAUGCCCAUUAACACCCAGCUUCCCACCAACAAGCUAUGGCUUCCCUCGGCUGUUAAGCUCGGUCCCUGCCACCGAAACAGAGCAGUUCUGGUGGUAAAGGCCUUCACAACUUCUCCUCCUUCUUCCUCUUCUUCUUCUUCUUCGGGUGUUUCAUAUGUGGAUUCCAUUGCUCUGCUGGAGCGUUGCUUUGGAGCUCCAUCUGCGCCUGCUGGUUGUGACCCAUUAAUCGCCAUAUCUUCUUCCUCUUUUGGUCCUGUUAUGAAAGGCCAAUAUGGUGCCCUUGGUUCUGUAACCUUGGAGAAAUCCAAGCUUGAUUUGUCUCAGAAGCAGUCCAAGUCUAGUCCUGAGACUGCCAUUGGGGGAGGUGGUGGAGAUAUUGGCAAGAAAAUUAAUCAUGGUGGUGGUGAUGGUGGAGACGAUGAUGGUGAUGAUGAUGAUUACUAUGAUGAAUUUGAUGAUGGGGACGAGGGAGAUGAGGGUGGCCUGUUCCGGAGAAGGAAAUUUCUUGAAGAGCUUUUUGAUCGUAAAUUUGUAGAUGCAGUAUUAAACGAGUGGCAGAAGACAAUGAUGGAUUUGCCUGCUGGACUUCGUCAGGCUUAUGAAAUGGGUUUAGUCAGCUCGGCUCAAAUGGUAAAAUUCUUAUCAAUGAAUGCCAGGCCAACUACAACUCGGUUCAUUUCACGAGCACUUCCUCAAGGAAUCUCACGGGCUUUUAUUGGCAGGAUGAUAGCCGAUCCUGCCUUUCUCUAUAGGCUUCUUUUAGAGCAGGCUACUACAAUUGGUUGUUCAGCUUGGUGGGAAAUAAAGAAUCGCAAGGACAGGAUAAAACAGGAAUGGGAUCUGGCGCUCAUUAAUGUUCUAACAGUUACUGCCUGCAAUGCUAUAGUUGUUUGGUCACUUGCUCCUUGUCGAUCAUAUGGAAAUACAUUCCGAUUUGAUUUGCAAAAUACAUUACAGAAGCUUCCCAAUAAUAUAUUUGAAAAAAGUUAUCCUAUGAGGGAAUUUGACUUACAAAAGAGAAUCCAUUCUUUCUUCUACAAAGCUGCAGAGUUGUGCAUGGUCGGUAUAACUGCAGGAGCCGCUCAAGGCGCUUUGUCCAAUUUUCUCUCUAGUAAAAAGCAGGAAAGGUUAUCUGUAUCAGUUCCAACUGUGAGUACCAAUGCUCUCGGCUAUGGUGCUUUUCUCGGGCUCUAUGCAAAUCUCCGGUAUCAGUUAUUAUGCGGUUUUGACAGAGCAAUGAUCAAUCAUUUUGAUGUUAUUGAGGUAGCUCUGUUUUUCAGCUCUGCAUUGAGGGUUUUGAAUGUGCAACUAGGAGAAAGAUCAAGACUGGCUUGGCUUGGAGUGGAGGCUGAUCCACUGGUUCAGUCAAGUGAACUCUUGAAGAAGGUUUACAACCGACCUUCUGAAGACGUUAGUAAGUCUUCCUCAAAAUGGUUUAUUUCUAAGAAUGCCAUCAUUUCUGGCCUUGGACUCCUUGGUCUCAAACAGACCGGUGCCGACUCCAUCUCUGAAGGUGAAUCAGUACCCAAAGCACGGAGGAAGAGAAUUGUUCGGAGAAAGGUAACGGCAGGUUCCUCGUGAUCUUUUUAUCCAGUAAAUGCAUUCUUCAUUACCCAGUUUUGCAGUAUGACGAUAGAUUUGGUGCAAAGUUGCCGUAUAAAUCUUUGAUAGAAGUUAGUUGCUAGGUGGAUGAUAUUUUUCCUUUGAUGUAACCUGUGAUCCAACUGGAGAAAUUCAUUUUAAACUGAAGUAAUGCAAUUAUUCUAAAGUUUAUCUUGUAGGGAUUUUUUUAAA